GGUAAUCAAGUAAUGUAUUUGGGGAAAAAUGAGGAAAACAGAUUUGCAAUUAACGGUAAAACAGGCGCUUUUCUUCCAUAUCAUCUAUCAAAUUUCUAUCGUUCUGAAGAAAAUAAAAUUGAGAUCCAUUAUCCCUCUUCAACCCCACAAUCAACCCUCAUUAGGGCUUUUCGGUUGAAGGGGCACAAAUUAACUUAAUUCAAGUUCUGGUGUCCGUUGAUGAUAAGAAGGUUUGACCUGCAACUUAUCGUUUAAAAUGGGGCAACGGAACAUGGUGUACACCGGUCCAAUGAUCGACAAUGAAAUUGAACAUGCCCACCUUCAUCCCGAGCCUUGUGCAAUUCCUUAUAAUCAAAUAACAACUUUUCCUCUUCCCAACGAUCAUCAUCUACCAGUUCCACCACCAGGAAUCACGUUCAUGGCAGCUCCACCACCAGGUGCCAGAGUGAUUCCGAUUCCUGUUCCAGUUCCUGUUCCCGGUCUUCAUAAUCAAUUAACAUUCCCCAGUAAUCACGGAUUCCAUGGUCCAUUCAAAGGAAAGAUCACCGAAGUCUUCCCUGUUAACUUUCAAUACUUUUACCCUUCACCUACCUCAAAUCCCUUCAUGGUUCCAGAUUACAAUAUUACCCCUGUCAUCAUGCCACCUGGACACCAGCACCACCGUGGUCCAAUCACCCAUGGGGUGGUUCCUGGCCCUUGGUUAGACCAGCCCUUUUGCAGCAAUCCCCCCGGAAUCCCUUUUAUUCCAGGAUAUACAAAUAGAGCUCCGGUGACAUUUGUUCAUCCUCCAGUUCCAUCUCAUCAACAACCGCCACCUAUGCCGCCACUUCGCGCCACCAUGGACUUCCACCCUCUUCAAAACGGGGUAGAAUUUGUUCCAAGAUUCGUGGGUCCCGCACCACAAUUCGGUGUUAGGGUGUUCCCGCCACAUCAGCUCGAGUCAACUUCAAGACCACGUGGUUUUCCACAUUUAAGAGUUCUUCCUGAAGAUGGUGUUGCGAUGCUUGAUAUUUCUAAUUAUGGACGUAGAGUUGAUCAUCAUAGAGAUAUGCGUAUGGAUAUCGAUCAUAUGUCUUAUGAGGAGCUUCUUGCAUUAGGUGAGCAGAUUGGGAAUGCUGGAUCGGGAUUAUCAGAGGAUUUUAUUUCAGGUUAUUUGAAAACAAGGGUAUUUAUGUCUUCUAAGUUGGAAGUUGUUUCAUCUCCUGAUCAAGAACUUAGUUUCUGCACAAUUUGUCAGAUGGAAUACAAUGAUCAAGAAAGAAUCGGAAUGCUGGAUUGCAGCCAUGGAUACCAUGUGGACUGCAUCAAGAAAUGGCUAACCGUUAAAAACACAUGCCCGGUUUGCAAAUGCACAGGGCUGACUGCACAAGGAAACCGUGAAAACUCUUAGGCAUGUUUAUUUUUUAUUUUUCUUAUUAAAAGAAAAUGAAAAUUAUGGUAAAUAUCAAAAGUUAAGUAGACUGGUGAUGUUUAUGUUAUAUAUAAACUACAAAUAGGGAAUUAGACCUAUUCGGUUGCUUUUGUUGUUGUUUUAUGAGACGCGACUGUUUUUUUUUUUUUUUUUUUUUUAAAGAAAAAAGAAACCGUUUUGUAAGCUCUCAGAA
Molecule: messenger RNA, 1604 nt
Organism: Lactuca saligna
Lineage: Eukaryota; Viridiplantae; Streptophyta; Magnoliopsida; Asterales; Asteraceae
Source: the annotation of a GenBank genome assembly